CAGCAGUCCUUUGCGGAGACCAGGGAGCAGCGGUCCGGUCUUCACCUCCGGUUUUUCCACCGUAGUAAGUUACUCUCUCUUAAGAACUACUUGCAGAACUGAUGAUACACAGUGAGCAAGUGUUUACAGCAAGUUAGAUCGGGCUGAAGAAGUUGCUGUGUUAAACUUGGGGAAGAUGAUUUCUUGGUCUGUUGCCCUCCUGCUGCCUCUGCUGCUAUCAGCCCAGUAUCAAGGGGACAACGGAAUAGUGGUCCCGGAGCACGGGUUCUGUCAGCCGAUUUCCAUACCUCUGUGCACGGACAUAGCCUACAACCAGACCAUCAUGCCCAAUCUGGUGGGCCAUUACAACCAGGAGGACGCGGGUCUCGAGGUGCACCAGUUCUACCCUCUCGUGAAGGUGCAGUGCUCGCCGGAGUUGAAAUUCUUCCUGUGCUCCAUGUACGCGCCCGUGUGCACGGUCCUGGAGAAGGCCAUCCCUCCCUGCAGGUCGAUCUGCGAGCGAGCCAAGCAGGGCUGCGAGGCUCUCAUGAACAAGUUCGGCUUCCAGUGGCCGGACCGCCUGCGCUGCGAGAACUUCCCGGUGCUCGGGGACGGACAGAUCUGUGUGGGCCAAAACGAUUCCAACGCCGCUACCGUCCCGCCCAUCAUCCCGGUCCCGGGCACCCACGACCUCACCGACGUCCCCGCGCACGAGAGGCCUUUCCGUUGCCCGCCCGUGCUCAAAGUGCCCCCGUAUUUGAAUUACAAGUUCCUGGAGGUGAAGGACUGUGCGGCUCCGUGUGAGCCGUCAAGGAGCGGUGGAUACAUGUUCUUCAGCGACGAGGAGAUCCGCUUCUCCCGCAUAUGGAUCCUGGUCUGGUCCGUGCUCUGCUGCGCAUCCACCUUGUUCACGGUGACCACCUAUUUGGUUGACAUGCAGCGCUUCAGGUACCCUGAGCGACCUAUCAUCUUCCUGUCCGGCUGCUACACCAUGGUCUCUGUAGCCUACAUAGCCGGCUACUUCCUGGGGGACAAAGUGGUGUGCAACGACAGCUUCAGCCCCGACCGCUACAAGACCAUCGUCCAGGGCACCAAGAAGGAGGGCUGCACCAUCCUCUUCAUGAUGCUCUACUUCUUCAGCAUGGCCAGCUCCAUCUGGUGGGUCAUCCUGUCCCUCACCUGGUUCCUGGCGGCAGGCAUGAAGUGGGGCCACGAGGCCAUCGAGGCGCACUCGCAGUACUUCCACCUGGCGGCCUGGGCGGUGCCGGCCGCCAAGACCAUCAGCAUCCUUGCCAUCGGGCAGAUCGAGGGCGACGUGCUCAGCGGCGUCUGCUUCGUCAGCCUGAGCAGCCUGGACCCCCUGCGGGGCUUCGUGUUGGCCCCUCUCUUCAUCUACCUCUUCAUCGGCACCUCCUUCCUGUUGGCCGGCUUCGUGUCGCUGUUCCGAAUCCGCACCAUCAUGAAGCACGACGGCACCAAGACGGAGAAGCUGGAGCGGCUGAUGGUGCGGAUCGGGGUGUUCAGCGUGCUCUAUACCGUGCCCGCCACCAUCGUCAUCGCCUGCGUCUUCUACGAGCAGGCCUUCCGCCCCCACUGGGAGCGCAGCUGGGUCAGCCACAACUGCAGGGGCCUGGCCAUCCCAUGCCCUGCGCAGACGGGGCCCCGCAUGACCCCAGACUUCACCGUCUACAUGAUAAAGUACCUCAUGACACUGAUAGUGGGUAUCACCUCUGGGUUCUGGAUCUGGUCUGGAAAGACUCUACAGUCCUGGCAUAAGUUUUACACGAGGCUGACAAAUGGGAAACAAGGAGAGACCACCGUGUAGAAUGAAGGGACAUCCGAAUGUUGCUGGGACUUAUUACCUGUUUUUGUCAUGUGAUAGGAAGCACGGCGAGUCGCCACAGGUUCUCCCAGCGUUUGUAUUCGCCUCAGCUUCACAGCCACGCAUGCAUGCCAAACUGUGGGGUCAGGGUUUGACAAAAGGGCAAGCUGGAUAAACAAGGACUGAGCCGGACUGUCUGAACAAAUAACAAGCAUGGCUAUGGAUGCCAUGUGCUGAAAUGCUCCCCCCCCCUUCUCUUAAUAAAGCCACCUCGAGCUCACGUUGAGUGAUGAUCCAGCAGCCGAGGAAAACUCAAGAGAAAUGAGCGGUGCAAGAGCGGCGGUUUAUUCUCCCCUGUAAACGUUUCAUAUCUACUUCAAUGAAAUUGUAAAUUUGUAAAAACAUGAAAUUAUAUAUUUUGUAUUUAUAGAAAGUACACACUUCUCCUUGUCUGCCAGUGUACUUUACUUUUGCACUGUAAGAAUGCCACAUACUGCAGAUCUAGACAUGCCCCUUUUUAAAGAAAUAUAUAAUUUCUGGUUUUGAAUUACGUUGUUUUUAUGGAUUAAAAGAACAUUUCAGUCUUUUUCAGAAGCUUUUUCGUUUUAGCCCACUAUAAAAACAACAACAUGUGCUGAGACAGAUAUAAUCAACUACUCAAAUGCUUUGAUUUUAAUGUCCUUGUUCAAUGGGAGAAACUGUGUAUUUCUUUACUUUUUCCCUUCCUUAUGUUGAGUAUUCUUUACAGAUUAAAUAAUAUCGUGUUACUUUCUUUGAUAACAGAACAACCAUGCUGUUUUCUCUGUGGGGGGGGGGGGGGGGUCUUGUUGCACCUGGACAUCUGUUGCCUCAGACUGGCAGUAAAAUAAAUCAUUGUCAUUCCUAA
Messenger RNA from Anarrhichthys ocellatus (wolf-eel), 2687 nucleotides. It is a transcript of the gene fzd2, whose product is annotated as frizzled class receptor 2. Gene Ontology annotation, cellular component: plasma membrane. Gene Ontology annotation, biological process: non-canonical Wnt signaling pathway; canonical Wnt signaling pathway. The record is from RefSeq and is a predicted model, not a curated record. Lineage: Eukaryota; Metazoa; Chordata; Actinopteri; Perciformes; Anarhichadidae. Bases 176 to 1804 code for a protein of 542 amino acids. Gene Ontology annotation, molecular function: Wnt receptor activity; Wnt-protein binding. The transcript has a single exon.